AUGGUGUCUUCUUGCUUCAGCCCAUUGUGCAUGCACUAUGUCAAGCACGCCCAACUCAUCAAAAACUGUUAUCCGACAAAAGAGGGCGAAAAGGGCCCUCGUUCUUCGGAGCUAAGCUACCUUACCUUUUAUGCCAGUUCUCGGCCUGCCAAGCUCACCAAAGUUGGCAGUUACCUCGAAAAGAAGGUUGAGCGUGACAUUGCCAAGGGUCGAAAACAAAACAAUCAGGUGUCUUUGGAUAUUGUCAAGGCGCUUAUUCAAUCAUGUCAUCGUGAUUUGAACUUAUUUUCAAAGUGGGUCGUCCGCAUCCUCAACAAAAUAUUAGAUACCCGGGAGAUUGAAUUGGAAGACUUGGCCUGUGAGACGUUCGUCAUCUUCUGUAACUAUCACGAUGGAUCUACGCUGGGCAUUGAUCCUGGGUUAACAGGGGACUUUGAGGGACUUUUACGCAAGUUUGCUGAAUUUUGCAACUACACCAACGCAGACGAAGAUUUGACAUUAAAAAUGCAAUAUAUCGGUCACCGAGCCAUGCAAGCAGCCGUGACAUCCAACGCAUUUCAUGGACCAGACUUCAAGGCCCAACUCGACAUUGUAUUACCUGCACUUUUAAAGAGCUUGAUCACAUCCGGAAACGCCGACAAUCGGCUCGAGAAAGGCCAAGGUUCAAUAGAUAUCAAACAAUCUAUUAUUAGCAAAGGCGAACCCGUGGAAUCGACUGCCAUCGAGGCAUUGGCUGCCCAGACAACCGGUAUAUUAUUUUCAAAGUCAAAUGGUUCCGCUGUGCGUUCAGCAUUGGUCCUUGUGUUCCAGUUUGCGGAAGACAAGGAGCAGUGGUGGCCACCCGAUCGAAUUGUAUCGAUCAUGGAGCUGAUUCUCGAUUCCGUGCAGGCACAGUAUCGUUACUUAUUAAUAUCCGAAACGCUCCAACAGCUUGAAAGUAGUAACGCAAGCGAACCAGCAUACCUGAACAGCAAGCACGCAUCCCUGGUGUCGAUCUUGGAUACAGUAUUGAAUGCAGUCAAUGCACCGCUUCUUGGCGUUUCAGUUCUUGAGGUCCUCAACUCUUUGUUUACGCUCCUGAUCAAAACACUACAUGUCACAACGGUACUCCGCGAAGCAUUACCCGAAGAAGAACGUGUUAAUCAACAGGUCCUUUACGAAUACGCAAUCCAUCGAGGCAUUCUGCAUAGUUUUGGCGGCUUGGCAUCACAACAAUAUUAUCAGAACCAAUUGGAUGAUAUGACGGGCUACCUUAUUGCCAAGCUCCGAGCCAGCACGACCCUGGAAACGGUGGACGGUAUACCGAUUUCCUUAUAUCGACACGUUGUCCUUGUAUGUUUGGACAACAUUACACUUGCGCACAAGGCACUUACGCCCACAUCCGACAAGUCGAUCCACAGUGGAAGGCGGCCACCCUCGGAAAUACCGCUGGAGGACCGUGUUUCGGCUGGUUCUUGGACAGCUGGUGUAGGAUUACUUACGGAUAAAAAUCCAGAAACGCGAUCCGAUUUUGCUCGCUCACUAGUUCAAUGUCUUGAGACUACUACACCUAUACAAGAUCCAAUCAUAGGUGGAUAUCCAUUGCAUCUUUUAUUAAACCACAGCGAUAUCGUGUUUGUCAAUACUGUCAGCCACACAAUCGUCGAGUGGGUACAGCAAUCCGGCUUUGAUGCAGCAGAUGCAUAUGCACUCUAUACAAUUCUGUGUGCCUUGACGCGUCGGUUCGGUAUCGAUGCCACACUCAAAACUGUACCGCUUGUUUUUAAACUUCAAAGCAUGGUUCAAGAUGGUACAUUCAAAGGUCCGGCACGACAAAGUGCAAUCGCAGCAGUGGCUGUUGCAUGGCUUACCAUGGUGGGCAAGUUUUAUCGUGUGGAUGAUUUGGUCGAGUACACGGAACGAAUUCAGCAGGAACGAGAACGAUCUAGCCAGUGGUACGAAGUCACUGUUUUGCCUGAAAAUCGACAAUUUGUCGAGCAUAGCCAUCCGACGCCUGUCAAUGCAUUUUUGGAUCGACAUGUUAUUGUCGCGUCACUUUCGUCGAAAUUACGAGAUGAACAGGAUACGCAUGGAUUGGAGCUGGAAAGCAAACUUUAUGCAGAAUGGGGCUCGGAAGCAUUAUUAAGUCAUGAACAAUCAAUGCGUAUCCGUGCAUCGAACGAUAUUAAUGGUCAGAAGCCAAGAUUGUCUAACCCAUGGUCAAGUCAUGAACCUAGCAAGAGAGGAAGUCUAAAGAAGAAAGACUCGAUCAAGGUUGAAAAUUUAAAGGAGGCGCUUGCCCAACCACAACAAAAAGCCGAAAGCAGCAGUGCGUCGGAUAGUACUAGUACUUCUAUACAGAUCACACCAAGCAGAAAAUCAUCCAUAAAUCCAAUGCGAAAAACGGAUAUAAACGCCUUACUAACGGAGCUGGAUAUCGGACCUAAUGCACAAAAGUAA
Zychaea mexicana is the source of this 2439-nucleotide messenger RNA. RefSeq lists its product as uncharacterized. The transcript is spliced from 11 exons. NCBI's taxonomy places the organism in Eukaryota, Fungi, Mucoromycota, Mucoromycetes, Mucorales, Lichtheimiaceae. Gene Ontology annotation, biological process: protein localization to plasma membrane. The record is from RefSeq and is a predicted model, not a curated record. Bases 1 to 2439 code for a protein of 812 amino acids.